This is a messenger RNA of Pelmatolapia mariae (spotted tilapia), 2625 nucleotides long. It is a transcript of the gene lmo2, whose product is annotated as LIM domain only 2 (rhombotin-like 1). Gene Ontology annotation, molecular function: DNA-binding transcription factor binding; transcription coactivator activity. Gene Ontology annotation, biological process: positive regulation of transcription by RNA polymerase II. The transcript is spliced from 3 exons. The record is from RefSeq and is a predicted model, not a curated record. NCBI's taxonomy places the organism in Eukaryota, Metazoa, Chordata, Actinopteri, Cichliformes, Cichlidae. Bases 488 to 970 code for a protein of 160 amino acids. Gene Ontology annotation, cellular component: nucleus.
AUGCUGCUGCUACUGCACAAUAACGGUGCCCGCGGCUUCAUGUGGAGUCGCGCGCCUGUGAAAAGGCACGCACGGACACGGAGAGCCACGCAAGUGACCUUCUGAUCGCAUCAGACGGCGUGUGCAUUUUAAUAAAGAGCGGACAGGCAGCAAAGUCCCUGCGGGGUGAGGAGUCACACUUGGAAAAAAGACGCGAAGUCUCUCCGCGGGUCACUGCCUCAGGAAAUGAUGACAGUGUCCUCCAUCACGGCUUAGCCGCUUAAAGCGAACACUUCGCGUCUUGCGGCCAUUUCGUCUGGACUCAGCUGCCUUCGAUUGAACACGUUUGAAAGCCUGACGCGGGCUGCUGGUGGUGCUGGUGGUGCCUCGGAGGGGGAGCAGGUGCAGCGCCCGCACGCAGCUUCGCUUCGCGGGUCCCCACUGAGCUUGCUGGCCGGUGACUUCAAAAUCUAAUCUGGUGGACCAGGCUGGACAUCAUCUUUGAAGAAUGACAUCCACUAUAGAGAGGAAGACGCUGGAGGCCAGCGAGGAACCGGUGGAUGAGGUCCUCCAGAUGCCUCCAUCUCUGCUGACAUGCGGUGGAUGUCAGCAGAGCAUUGGUGACAGAUUCUUCCUGAAGGCCAUCGAGCAGUACUGGCACGAGGACUGCCUGAGCUGCGAUCUGUGUGGCUGUCGGUUGGGGGAGGUGGGCCGUCGGCUCUACUACAAGCUGGGAAGAAAACUGUGUCGGAGAGAUUACCUCAGGCUUUUUGGCCAGGACGGUCUCUGCGCUUCCUGUGAAAAGAGGAUCCGAGCAUUUGAGAUGACGAUGCGUGUGCGGGACAAGGUUUACCAUCUGGAGUGCUUCAAGUGCGCUGCCUGCCAGAAGCACUUCUGCGUGGGUGAUCGUUACCUUCUCAUCAACUCAGACAUUGUGUGCGAGCAGGACAUCUUUGAGUGGACCAAGCUCAACAACAAUAAUAUGGUUUAGGAGGAUGUCUUCUUCCCCCUUGAUUCAAAGGGAAUGGACUACUGAUAGACAUUUCAUAUUUCAAAUGCAGGCUUUAUAAUGCAUAUGAAAUCAAUAUGGAAUCAUUAAAAAAAGCAAACGAGGGGCUACGUCUCUGCAUGUCUCCCUGAUGGGGACUAAUGAAGACUGCGCCAGCAAUAACCGAGAGCUUUUUUAUUGAAGGCAAAAAAUAAAUGCUCCAAUACUGACAAUGUUUAAAAAUGCAAUAUUGGUCAUUUGUUGUAUGCUGGAACUUUAGAACAAAAACAAGAUAAAAAAAUAUUUGUCCAGUUUCUUGCAGUCUUUACACUGAGCAGAUCAGCAGCUUGUCUUUUAUGGAUUUGUAAUUUCUUAAUACUUUCCCAGCGCUAAUUAUUUUUGAACUUUGUUAAAAGAAUGCGUCUCUCUCUAAAUCUAAACAUACAUUAACUGAAUGCUUAUUCAUUGUAACUGUAAUAUGUUAAAGCAGUGGUUGUCGGGCUUUAUUUUGCAUGCCUCCAGUAAGAAGCUGAGAAGAGAUCACCCACCUUAUCACUUCCAAAUCAAAUCAAAUCAAAUCAAAUCAAAUCACUUUUACUGUCACAUCACAUGUGCAGGUACACUGGUACAGUGAGUGAAAUUCUUGUGUGCGAGCUUCACAAGCAACAGAGUUGUGCAAAACAUAUUCCACCAACAUAUAUUUCUUCAUAUUUUUAUGAAAAAUUAACGAAACAAGCAUUGAAGCUGAAUUUAAAUCAAAUUCAAGUCAUCAUUAUAGUGCCCCACUUCAUUCAUUCAACUUAAGUUGAUAUUUUUCCACAUACAACCAAGGUCCACUUCACAGUCUGUGAAACACUCUCUUAAAGUCAUUGUUUGCCUGUGGACAAAUUUAAAAUGCUCGAACGGCCUGCUGCACUGGCUGAUUCACUAGAAAUUAGGUGGAUUGAAUGAAGUGGAUGUGUGCCAGGUGAAUGCCGUGUCUGUACAUCUAUGAUCGUUUCUGAAAGUUUUCAAGAAAAUUUGUGAAAAUUUAUUAGGAAAUUACAGACCUGUAAUUAAAGCAUUACCUGAUUUUCAUAUUAUAAAUUAACAAAAAACAUCCACUUAUUUAAAAAAAAAAAAAAAAAAGUUCUGAUCAGAAUGAUUAUGUAUUACCGGGUUGAACUGGUGGCGCCCUCUAGUGGUCAAGGAACCCAUGCAAUUCUUGUUUUACUGACUUUGCAGAGGUUUUGCAUGCGUCUUUUGUAAUUUUACCUAUUCUCUGGACAUCCAUUCAAGACUUUUUGUAUAUUAACCUUGAAGUUAUUUAAUAAAUGACAAUUCAGAGCAAUACUGAUCAUCUUUGGGUGUCUUCCUGGCAGUCACAAAAAUAAAGUCAAACAGCUUGUGAGAUAUUGAUGCAGAUACAAUUUGUAACACGUUAUUUACCAGAAUAACAGCAAAUAAUACGUUAAUUAUGGUCAAGAUAAUCUCUUUAUGCUCCGAGCAGGAAUGGCAAAUCAGAGUUGAAAUAUAUACUGCACAUUGGUCACAGCAACAGUUAUCUAAAAUGUAAACACAAGAAGCAGAGAACUGAAGUACCACUUAGUACCACUUUGACCAACAGAGAACAUGAAAACCAGCUUCAUCUGUGUUGUCUUCAUCCUGAUAGGUUAAGU